CGGAGCCACCGGGAACGGGGCUGGGAAAGUGAACGGGGCUGGAAACGGGGCUGGGAAAAGGUGGUGGGGGGUGGGUGUCACAGCGAUGCUGAGCCGCCUGGGCGCUUUGCUGCAGCAGGCGGUGGAGACGCGGGAGCCCAGUCUAGACCUGCUGGAAGCCUUCACCGACCACUGGAAGGGCAUCACUGGCUACUACCUGGAGGCUACGGAUGAAAGCGUCUCUGCCAGACAGACAGACAUCCCUUGGCACCUCAAGCAGAUGCUGGACAUCCUGGUGUAUGAGGAGAAGCAGCAUCCGGCAGGGGAAGCUGGCCCGUGCCUUGAGUACCUCCUGCAGCACAAGGUCCUGGAGACCCUCAGCACGCUGGGCAAGGCAGAGUAUCCCCCUGGGAUGAGGCAGCAGGUCCUCCUCUUCUUCAGCCGGAUGCUGGGGCAGAUGCAGCACCCGCUCCUGCACUACCUCAACGUGCACCGGCCGGUGCAGAAGCUGCUCCAGCUCAGCGGUGACCGCCUGGGUUCUGGCACCGAGAAGGAGGAGGUGCAGUUCACAGCCAUCCUCUGCACGAAGAUCAAGCAGGAUCCCACCCUGCUGGCAUACAUCCUAGAGGGCAAGAGCAUCCUGAAUGGGAGGAGAACCCAGGAGCUGCCGGCCAGCCCUGUGGAAGAGGGCGCAGAGCAUCCUCCCAACACCUCUGCCUGCUCCCCCUGCGCUGAACCCUCCCCACCACGGAGGGACAUCAACCUCAUCACGUCCUUGGUGGGGCUGUGCAAGAGCAAGAAGAGCAGGGUCGCACUGAAGGCUCGGGAGAACCUGCUCUCCAUCGUUGGGCUUGCCGAGGAGGCGGCUGCCGCCUGCCUGGUGCAUGGCAGCACCCUGUGCCAGCUGCUCACGGAGCAUCUCUGUGACCUCUACAACACCAUCCCCACCAGCACCGACCCCACAGAUGUCCUUGCCUUGGAGAAGGCCAGCUGGAGGUUGCAGGGUGAUGCUGUGGGUAAUGGGGUUUUCCUGGGCAAGGAGAACCUGGCUGCCUUCUUCAGCUGGCUGGACUACCUCGAGGAGUUGGUGAUGGGCGCUCAGCCGGUCAUGGCUGAUGCCAUCACCCAGACUGUGGAGGAGAAGUUCUUCCAGGGCAUCCUGCAGCCGCAGCUCCUGCAGAUGUCCGAGCUCACUGUCCUCAGCGCCACGGCCAUGCUGACGGGCACAGUGCGGCAGAUCAGUGCUCCUCCCCUGCUCCAUCGCCUCGUGUUCUUUCUGCUGGGGCCUGACCGGCACCCUGAGACCCCAGGAGAUGCCUCCCACCCUCUGCGCACCCAGCUCAUCAACCGCUGCAACCACCUCUCCGAUGAGAUCAGCCUGGCCAGCCUGCGGCUCUUUGAGGAGCUCCUGCAGAAACCCCACGAGCACGUAGCGCACAGUCUGGUGCUGAGGAACCUGGAGAUGAGGGGCUACCUGCAGCGCGGGCCCCUCGUGCACGAUGAACGCGGAGCCCCUGAGACAGACCCCGACGAGGACGGGUUGGAUCUUGAGGAGGAUCCCUAUUUCACCGAUGGAUUCCCAGAUGCCAGCUUUGGGAUGUCGCAAAAGCCUCCGGUGGGAUCGGCCCCAUCAGGGAAGGGGCAAGUGAGCGAGGUGGUCAGCAGCUUCCUCUGCUUGGUCCCUGAGGAGGCAAAGACCUCUUUGUGUAUGGAAGGAGGUGGCUAUGACACCUAUGUGCAUGACGCUCUGGGCAUGGUCCAGGCAUGCCGUGCCAGCACUGCCCCGUGGGGGUGGCCCUCAGCCCCCCAACCCCUCGAUAUCUGCCACCCUGAAGCUGCGUUUUAUGAGGGCCACUUCCUCAAGGUGCUGUUUGACCGCAUGGGACGGAUCCUGGACCAGCCCUACAGCCUGAACCUGCAGGUGACCUCAGUGCUGUCCCGUCUGGCCGCCUUCCCCCAUCCCCACCUCCAUGAGUACCUGCUGGACCCCUACCUCAACCUGGCACCCGGCUGCCGCUCGCUCUUCUCCAUCCUCGUCAGGGUGAUCGGGGAGCUGAUGCAGCGGCUCCAGCGAGUGCCCCAAUUCAAGGCCAAGCUGCUCCUGGUGCGCCAGCAGCUCAUGGGGUUGGUGCCUGGAGAGCAGAUGGACCACACGAUGCUCUUCAAGGGAGUGGUGGUGCUGGAGGAGUUCUGCAAGGAGCUGGCUGCCAUUGCCUUGGUGAAGGGACCACCGGAGAGCCCCCCCUGAGCUGUGGCUCCCUGGCCAAGCGCCCCCGCUUUGGCUGGGCUGCGGUGGCCACAACCCAUAUGCUAGUGGCUCGCUUGGACUGACAUGUCCCCAAGAGCCAGGUAUGGUGGUGGCACCCCAAGAAGGACACGUCGCAGACGCCGGCGAGGAGGAAGAAGAGGCACAGAGUCCUUCACCACCACCAUCUUGGCCAACCUAGAGGUGAUGCCGCCUCCCCGGUGCAGCCCCUUUGGGUGCUGCGUUAAUUCCUGGGUGGUGGGUUCCUGCUCCCCCUGCCCCGAGCUGCCACCAACCUCAAGCAGGAUUGGUUUGGCAAUAAUGGGGUGCAUGGGCACGGCCUUGUCCUCUCCUGUGUGGGGCAACGCCACCUCCUUGCUGCAAUAACUCGAUCAUCAGUGGUGCUGGGGUGUAGGGUGCACGUGUGUGUGUGUGUUUGUGGCUCCCUGGCAAGGACAGUGCACCCCAAAACCCCGCACAGUCCCUGGGUGAUGGGA
Cuculus canorus (common cuckoo) is the source of this 2721-nucleotide messenger RNA. It is a transcript of the gene FHIP2B, whose product is annotated as FHF complex subunit HOOK interacting protein 2B. The record is from RefSeq and is a predicted model, not a curated record. Bases 86 to 2227 code for a protein of 713 amino acids. NCBI's taxonomy places the organism in Eukaryota, Metazoa, Chordata, Aves, Cuculiformes, Cuculidae. The transcript is spliced from 17 exons.